UUAGUGAUGACGUCGGUGUGUCUCGGAAGAUGUAGCUAAAACUUCAGAAAUAUUACGCGUUGUGUUUGUUUGUUUUUUUAAAGUUAAUAUCAACACGUGUUUACAAAUGCGUAGUACAUAUUAUAAGCCCCAGAAUGGCACAAACUGCAAAUAUGCCAAAUUAAAAGGUUCGGGUCAGAUUAAACCAGACCCUGCUGGCUCAGACAUGCCUCAGAAACCACAGAAGAGCUCUCAGACUGCACACUACAUCGAGCUGGGAAGUUAUCAGUACUGGCCUGUACUGGUGCCCAGAGGUAUCAGGCUGUACACAUACGAGCAGAUCCCCCCGUUUCUGAGGGAGAACCCCUACAUCACAGAUGGAUACAGGGCAUACUUGCCCUCCAGGCUGUGCAUCAAAAGCCUCUUCAUCCUGUCCAAUGAGACGGUGAACAUCUGGAGCCAUCUCCUGGGCUUCCUCCUCUUCUUCUGUCUUGGGGUGUACAACAUGGCCUCGGUGCUGCCGGCUGUUGGCGCCUCCAGAGAGGAUUAUGUCAUCUACUCCAUUGGACUCUUCUGCUUUCAGCUGUGUAUGCUGUGCUCGAUGGGUUACCACCUGUUCUGCUGCCAUCGCUCAGAGAAGACCAGCCGCCGCUGGAUGGCGCUGGAUUACGCCGGUGUUUCCAUCGGCAUCCUGGGCUGCUACGUCCCCGGAGUCUUCUACACCUUCUACUGUAAUAACUACUGGCGGCAGGUGUACCUGGUGACGGUCCUCGCCAUGAUCCUGGCUGUGUUCUUCGCUCAGAUCCACCCUCAUUAUCUCAGCAAGCAGUGGAAGCAGCUGCGCUCGAUCAUCUUCUGCUCGGUGACCGGGUACGGCCUCAUCCCCACCGUCCACUGGAUCUGCCUCACGGGAGGUUUCUCCUCUGAACUCGUCCAGGCGUUUGUUCCUCGGGUCCUGGUGAUGUACUUCAUUGCAGCACUGGCUCUCAUUUUCUAUGUUUCCAAAGUUCCUGAGCGGUACUUCCCAGGUCAGCUGAACUACCUGGGCUCCAGCCAUCAGGUUUGGCACUUGCUGCUAGUGCUCAUGUUUUACUGGUGGCACCAAUCAACAGGCUUCAUCAUGGCGUACAGGCACAGUCAGCCAUGCCCCAACACCCCCCAACACGCCUAGAUCGCUGCUCAGCACGCCAGGACUGCAGCUCCGAUGAACCGUCGUCUGCAGAGACUCUGUUCUGGUCUCGGUCCAUCAGUUUCCUCACAGAUGGACUCUCUAACCUGUGAGUCUCUGUGAUGAGGGAGGAAGAAUAAAUCCAGCGUGUGACGUGACGUUCGAGUACUUCAAGCUAAUAAGAAACAAUACGGACCUCUGCGUCGGACUGACAGCUCACCUGAAAUCACUCAGACUGUCACCUUUAUAAACUCCUUGAGGACUUAAUGUUUGUGUGUAAACCGCAGACAGCACUGAAGGAACGGGUUGGUAAUGUUAGUUUUUCUGCCUGGAAAUGAACCCGUGUCCAGCUGUUUUUAAAGGUUGAAAGCUGCUUCAUCUGAGAGCAGAUUCAGGCUCGUCCCUGAAAAAGGAAAUGAACUAAUGUCAGUAUUAUUAUACUACGAGUAAACAGACUCCAGAUUUCUGAUAUCUUCUUUAAAAACAGACUCUGAAGUCUUUGUUAGUGG
This is a messenger RNA of Pundamilia nyererei, 1656 nucleotides long. RefSeq names its product progestin and adipoQ receptor family member IIIa (gene paqr3a). The coding region runs from base 107 to 1150 and encodes 347 amino acids. Gene Ontology annotation, molecular function: signaling receptor activity. The record is from RefSeq and is a predicted model, not a curated record. The transcript is spliced from 8 exons. Gene Ontology annotation, cellular component: membrane. Lineage: Eukaryota; Metazoa; Chordata; Actinopteri; Cichliformes; Cichlidae.